Molecule: messenger RNA, 2836 nt
Organism: Biomphalaria glabrata
Lineage: Eukaryota; Metazoa; Mollusca; Gastropoda; Planorbidae
Exons: 13
Coding region: 642-2153 (503 amino acids)
Source: RefSeq, a predicted model, not a curated record
UGACAAUAAAAAAUUUAAUUUUGUAAAAAGUUUUCAUUAAUAAUAACUAAAGAUCUUUUUUUUUUCUUUUUGUGUAAGAAGUCCUGGACCAGAAGUAUUUUUAUUUUUUUGAAGUACGUUAGGUUGACAAUCUAUUUCAAGUGUUUUUGAGUAGUGCUGAUUACUAUCAUUAUUGUCGGGAAAGAAAUUUGAGAGAGAAUAAUUCAUUUUCAUACGAUUAAAGUCUCUAAAAAUAAAUGGAGAUGUAGGAUAGGAAAUCAAUCCUUGUGCUUAUAUUUUUAAAUUUAAGUAUUCGCAAUGAAAGCAUUUCUACUUUAAUUUUAUGUUCAUUUGUGAUUCCUUGGAUAACAUAUGUUCGAAACUUAAAUGUUUUAUAUUGAUUUAAAAGCUUCUUAGAAGCAAUAAAAAAAAAGAAUAUAUUUAUUCUUUAUGUCUGCUUUGUCGAUUACAAUGGCUCCACUUAGUCUCCAAAUAUAUUUCCCAUUUAAAAUGCUAACUCGUUAGGUUGAGAAUCACAAUAUGACUAAUCUCAUUUAAAACUAUUUUUAAAGUAGCGUUCUUUUAAACGACAACGUUUUAACCAAAAUAGAUAUUGUUUAGCGCUACGAUAAUGAUUAUUUAAAACUAUUUCUGAAAAUACCAUGCUGAGUUAUGUUUGGAAAAUCUGUUUGCAUAUUUGGAUUAUUUAUUCAUCAGUUCAAUAUUGUUGUGAAAUGUUGUUUUGUGAUUCAGUCGAAGAGAAAGCAAAUGCUAUACUUCAAUUUCCAGAAAAUACGUCCCAAAACGAUAGUUUUGUUUAUAAAAAUAAUGAGAAAGUAUGUAUUUGUUAUAUGAAACAAAAGAAAUGCGAUUUAUUUGACAAAUAUAAAAAUAAUACUAUAUGCAGCGUUGACAACACAAAUCUAACAGUAACAUUGAAAAAUGUCAUGAGAUCUACAAACAAUGAUACCAGCCAAUGUUGGGCAACCAGAAAGAAUUCCAAACAACUUUGUUGUUUUCAGAUAGUUAGUAAAGCUGAGAACAUGACUUGCGUAUCAAGAUCAGAAGAGAACAUUCACGUCUCAUGUAGUGCCACUAAAGUUUUCCCUAAGGCCAUUUGUAUGUUUACUAUUAGCAACAGUUCUACUCAGAUCUCUCAUAUGAUUGAAAAUGCGUCCAACUCAAUGUUCUCGCCUGAAGAUUCAACUAAUGACAUAUUUUACUACAAUGCUUCCUGUGAGAUUUAUCACAACAUAACAUUGGAAACAGUUGGCAACUACUCAAUAAUUGUGUCAAUAUAUCCAAAUAUUGAAAAUAAUAGUAAAUUAAUUCAUGAAACGAACAGAACUCUAAACAUCUUAUUUGAAAAACCAUCUAUUCAAUUUUCAAAUUGUCUAGCAAGCGUAGUGGCCCAUGUUAUCGUCAGCUGCUCAUGUCAGAUGAAAGGAUUAGGCUCAGCAAGUGCAACUUACAAUUGGUUCAACAACCAUAGCAAAACUUUACUUACUAACGAAUCUCUGCUAACAUUCGUAGCUACUAAAUAUGACACAGCUUUUCUGUGUGAAGCGAGAAGUGAUACGUUGAAUGUCACUAUAACCAAUGUUUACAACAUUACAAUAAUAACAGAAAUGGGAAACUAUGUUUCAAUAAUUAUAGUAAUUAUUGCUAUCAUCAUCAUAUUCUUCAGCACUGUUUUGUUAUCUCGAUAUGGAAACUGUCGGUCAAGGAACCUUUCUACUUACUUUACGUUAACUGAGGAAAAAUUUUUGGAAUUAAUUUAUGUCACAGAAGAUUUUGAUAAUGAAGAUGUUUACGUUUUGAAAACAAACGUGACCAAAAAGUUACCAGGACCUAAUGUAUCAUGCCUGUCCUUGUCGACUACUGAGAUUGAGAAAGUAGUUUCAUUAAAGCUUAGAAGAAACGAGGAUACCUAUACAAGAAUUUCCUACACAGAAGCAAGCCAUUAUCACACAAUAGACAGAUUGUCUACAUUAUCAACAGAAACGACUAUAGACGGUAAAGAGUCAACAUGUGGAAGGUUUCAGUUGAAAAGCCUAGCUUUUGAUAUUAAAUCAGAUUCCGCCCAGUCUAGUACUAACGUCUCAGAAUCACAAGGUGUUUAUAGUUUUGCUCAGGUUAAGCAAGAGAUCAACGUUUAUGAAUGUAUUACAUAAUUUUAAAGUCUGACCAUCUGCGUGUCUUUGUUUAAACUAUUGAUAUCACAAUAAAUGUGUGUUUUGUGCUUCAAUUUCUUAGAUAGAAAGAAUGCUUUCAACUGCGUUUGAAAAGAAGACUAAUACUUGUUAAAAAGUGAAACUAUUCAUUUUUGUUUUGAAAAAAGAUAAAUAUGCACAGUAGAUAUAUACACUAAUAAAUCUAACCUAUCUCGAACAAGGGAAACAAUUUUAUUUAAAUGAUAAGGUGGUAUAAAUUGAAUUAGUCUCCUUUAUUGUUUUGUAGAAAAACAAGUUUAUAAAUAGCUAUAAAACUAUUUUCAUGAGCAGCUCCCUGACACAAUGGUUGCCGUAUCGCCUUGAGGAGGCCAUAGCCCUGGAGUGCGAGUUUGUUACUCACUUUUUUUUUAUAAAUACAAAUAAAAAGCGAUCACUAGGAUACACACUUCUUUCUCCCCCUCUUCCACCUACCCCUUUUCAACUGGUCCACACAAUUGAUAGGAUCAUAUCGUAUUGAGAAAACUAAAAGCAAUGAAUUGCGUUAAAAACAAAACAUUUGGUUUAGAUAGGUCUAAUCGCACAGAUUUGUUAUUGGUAGUCUAGAUCUAUUACAAAUUUAAAUACAUGACUGUUCCGAACUAAUAGAUAGGCCUACAACAACACUUAAUAUUAGAGUUUAAAAG